AGGAGCCAGUGGUACUGAUGCCAGUGUGUGUGUGUGUGUGUGUGUGUGCGCGCGCGUGUGUGUUUGUGGGUUUCAGGAAGACAGUGAUGACGUAUAUCUGGAGCCCGCAGAGGCAUGCCCCCCCCCUGUUCGAGGUCCCAUGCGAUUCCCCUCCAAGCCACUUUCCGACCCUCCCCCCGUACCCAAGCCUCCCGUCCCCAGAGCCAAGUCUAGUGCCCUCUUGAUGUCUGCAGAAAGACCAGGCCUGGAUGUCAGACGCUCCACAUUCCCAGGCAAACUGCGUCCCCUAAACCUGGGCUCCAAGUCCCCCUUCCUGGCUGGCCUCAAGGAGCCCAAGCCCAGCCCCCCCCCUCCUCCCACCAAGGACACCUUCUCAGCAGGUUCUCCGACGGGUCUGAAGGCCGGCAUGACUACUGGGAGGGAGGACAUGGAUUGGUUUGCUGGGGACUGCGACAGAAAGACCGCUGAAGACCGUUUACUGAGAAUCAACAAGGACGGGGCGUUCCUGGUCCGCCACAGUAAAGCCCAGAGCUCCGGCCAGCCCUACACCCUGGCUGUGCUCUACAAGGGAAAGGUCUACAACAUCCCUGUACGCUACCUGGAGGAGACCCGCGUUUACGCUCUGGGGAAGGAGGGCAAGAAGAACGAAGAGUUCUUCUCUAGCCUCCAGGACAUCAUAUCUUACCAUAAGAAUAACCAGCUGCUCCUGAUAGACAGCAAGAGUCAGGCCAAGCACACCACGUACCUCACCCACUCUGCCCGCCGCUAGAACCGCAGUACCCACAAAACCACUGUGUAGAUUCACACCCCGCUCCACCCCACUUCCUACGUGCGCUAAGAGGAGUUCGCCUCAAGCCACGGGUAAACAGUGUAAAGCCCAAACGACUGUAUGACACACAACGCUCUGCGUUCUGUACGACACAGACGCGCUCCCUUAAUCCACAGUCAACCUGUGUCUCACUUUUGUUGUUUCAGUUCUGUUCAUUUCCGCUUCAUUUUUCAUGAUUAUAAUGAUUUUAUUGUUAUACGAAAAACAUGAGGAGACAUAGUUCUUUGCCGUCGGAGCGGGUUAGUAUGCACGUGUGAACAUGUUUAUGUUUAUCCUUUUUCUUGUCACUAUGCUGUGUUUGUGUUCUGUUACGGUGACGGGGGGUGGUUAACUAGUUCUGGUCGUGUGUUCGUUCUGUGAAUAAGCAUCGUUUUGCUGUUCCAUCUACUAGGCCUUCAAACUAUGAUGUCAGACUUUCCUUCUGAGUGGUUCACCAGUGUGUUCAAGUUUCAUGUUCAUCUUGAAUCGACAGAGUAUCACUCUUCGUGUGAGCUUUCACAAAGGUUAUUUGGUACACACUUUAACACCUGAUAUGAUUCACCCGCCUCGCCCAGUAGCCUACGGUCCCAGAUGUAACUUGCAGACUUGGCGUGAGGCAGGAGAACUUGGCUGAGUCACUGAGGACGUCGCAGAGAGACAGAAUCCAUCAGCUGUCUGAUCAGCACUGUUUUACAGGACGAGGCUGAUACUGUACUAUGGACAAAGUGGUUAUCAUUAAUUUUUCCCCCUCUAAUUCAUUAAACUACAUGAAACACGUUGAUAUCAACUAUGACAUGUGUCAAUAAUUGGUUAUAAUUGUGA
Messenger RNA from Osmerus eperlanus (European smelt), 1630 nucleotides. RefSeq names its product SH2 domain-containing protein 6. NCBI's taxonomy places the organism in Eukaryota, Metazoa, Chordata, Actinopteri, Osmeriformes, Osmeridae. The transcript has 10 exons. Gene Ontology annotation, biological process: cell surface receptor protein tyrosine kinase signaling pathway; intracellular signal transduction. The record is from RefSeq and is a predicted model, not a curated record. The coding region runs from base 140 to 769 and encodes 209 amino acids.